AUGAGUUCGCAAUAUCGUCAGAAAAUCGACCCCCCAAAGAAGGGAAGACACGGGAAGAAUGGGGCGAAACUUGAAGAGUCGAAGCAAGUGCGUGCCAGGAGGAUCCGAAAAUUGGAAUAUAGGCUCGAAAGAGACAGAACUGCACAGAGGCUCACGGAGCUUGAGAAUCAAGCAAGACAAACUCGAGCUGCAUGGCGGGUUACAAAAAGCGAGUAUGAGUUGGAGAAAUUAAAAAGAGGAGAGCAAGAGUGGAAUUUAGAGGGUAUGGAUAUCGAUGAGGGAACUCUGGACUUCUGCGUUCCAGAGAGAAACUUUGACGAAGAUCCCGAUACUCAGGUAGAGAUGGAAGAUUUACGGGAGUCCGCACAGCCAAUACAAGAAGCCCAAACGGAAGUAUCGAUUUCUAUCGAUCCGAGCGACAGUCAGAGUGAAAAUUUUCCAGCUCUCUUAUCCAUCUCAACCGGCAAUAUCAAUCCCACAGAGCGACCAGCGGAUAUGAAAACUAAUGGCGUUGAGGAUGAGGAAGCAUACGACAGCCAAACGGUAUCGGCUCCGCCGUUACCCCAACUGGUAGCCCAAUCCAGUUCGGAAGCCAGCCCAACGAACCUAGAAACUCACAACCAUAAUGCACAUACAUCGGUUCAUAAUAAUAGUUCCUUUAGCGAGAUCUCUGCCAAUGCGAACCAACCUUGCCAGUCUAGUCAUCAAGCUUCUAGUGCCCCGGAUGGCGUUUCUAUUGGUGAUGACGGUUUGCCAAUCCUUGAACUACGAUACUACAGGGAGAUAGAUAUACCGGCGGAUGGGCUAGAAUUAUCAUUUCUUGACAUGGACCUGGAAGAGUUGUACGAAGUUGCGGGUAGCCUGGAACCAACUCCAGAAACAGAUCUUCAAGAAGUCAAACUGCUCGGGGUCAUCCACUAUUACAUCUUCUCAAAGACUGGAGCAGUGGAAGACCUCCAGAAUGCAAUCAACAAAAUAGAGGAAGUUGUAUCAGGGACGGACAUCAAUAGCCCAAAUUAUGCUCUCAGCCUAAAGGACCUCAUUACAAUGCUUAUAAAAAAGUACAAUUGUACGGAUUCGCUUGAAGACAUUAGUCAGGCUAUCCUACGGGCUGAAGAAAUGGUAACGCUAACACACCGCGACCAAGGGCAACAAUUUUUGGAUCUAUUCAGAAUGAAAGGCAUAAAAGCUAUACGCACAGGUUCAUCUGAGGAAUUGAAAGAAACGAAAGCUAUGUGGGAAACAAUCACGGCAACAGAUACGCUGGUCGGUAACUAUUUGACUACAUACGAACGGACCGGCGACAAAAACGACUUACAAAUGGCGGUGGCAGCAGUCCCCGAUGAUCAACCGAUCAGACCAUUCGUCAAGGCCAAACUAGUCGACUUCUUCAAUGCUAGAUUCACGGAGACAGGAGAUACCAAUGAGUUACAGAUGACUCUGACGAUAUUACCUAAUGGUCACCCUAUCAGACCAUAUAUUUUGGAAGAACUAGCUAGUUCCUUUGGGAUCAAAUUCGACAAGACUGGGAGUAUGGAAGACCUGAACAUGUGCAUCGAAACGGCAAAAGAAGCGAUGGUGAUCAUGCCUCAUGAUGACAUAGAAGAGAAAACAGCCAUAUCCGUUAUGUUAGCCAACAAGCUUCAGAGUAGGUUUGAACGGAGUCCGACAGAAGAUAUGGCCGAUUUGGAGAUGGCUAUUAAGAUAUUGGAAGAAAGUAGUAUAAUUUCACGUCAUAAUUCUUCGCAUAGAUCGGUUGUUCUGGGUUCGCUGGCAGCCGCUUUAUACAUUAAGAGCGAAUGGACCAAUAACCUUGAAUAUUUACAGAUGGCGAUUGCUUUAGGCGAAGAAAUUCUGGCGGCUGAAUCUCUUAAUGGUUUCUUCGGGGGACCCGAGAAACAAAAUCUAGCCGUCUUCAUUCAUAGUAGAUACGAAAGAACCAGGGAUCUCGACGAUCUGCAAAGGAGUAUCACACUGGCCGGGGAAGCUGUGGAAUCAUUCAAUCGAUAUUACGAACACUCGAAUGCAAAUGCAAAUGCCAUAGAUAUCAAUGUUGAGAAUCAGCGUGUUAGCUGCCUGGGGAACUUAGCCGGCUACCUACAUACCAGGUAUGAACUGACCGGUAACCUUGAUGACCUGGAGCUAGCUAUCGAAACAACCAAGAAAGCCAGAGCAACGGUCUCUUCAGAAAGUCCAUCCUAUUCAAAGUGCCAAAAUAAUCUAGUCAACUACCUGAGAGAAAGAUAUCUUCGAGCCGGUAACUUCGAUGAUUUGCAGAUGGCCAUCCACAUAGGCGAGGAACUAAUACGUCGGGAUAACAAUCCGGCAAGGACAGCCUCACUAAUUGGUUUAAUCGUCACCUUUGGAGAUAGAUUCGGGAAAACUGGCAAUAUCGACGAUUUAGACAAGGCGAUCAAGCUAUCCGAAGAAGCCAUAGCCACAACUCUGGAUCAAUCCGAAAAGGCUAUGAUACUACACAACUCGGUUGGUUACUUUGCAAACAAGUUCGAAUAUACUGCCAAUAUUGAGUAUUUGGAUAUGGCUGUGCAGAAGGCCGAAGAAGCUGUGGCUCUGAAAGCUGAUAACCACCCUGAAAAAGGGACCUUUCUGGCUAAUCUAGCAACAGCUCUCACCUCCAGAUCCAGCAAAACACGUAAUUUUAACGACUUUCAGAAAGCAUUGUAUUACUUCCAGGAGGUAGUGCGACUCCCUAAUACGACUCCACAUCAUCGAAUCGAAUCAGCGAACUCUGCUACCCAAAUGCUCGCCGGGAACAACAUGUGGUCUGAAGCUAGUCAAAUGAUAGAAAUUGCUGUGGGAUUACUACCAUUAAGUGUAUCACGCGAAUUGAAGCACAGGGACCAACAGCACAAUUUAAAAAAACAUGCCGGUUUAUCUUCAAGAGCCGCUUCAAUUGUAUUGAAUGCUGGAAAGGAUGCAUAUGACGCGGUGAAACUACUUGAGCUCGGCAGGGGCGUUAUGACGGGCUUGCGACUUGGGAGUCGGUCCGAUUUAACUGAACUUAGGUUGCAACACCCAGACAUCGCAGCGAAAUUUGAACAACUCCGAGAUAUCCUCGAUUCACCGGCUUCAGGCACCUUUGAGUCUGCGGUGAUAUAUGAUAGCAAGGCCUUAGAUGAAUCUCCGACUCUUCGACGGAAGAAUAAUGAACGCUUCGACGCAAAUCUUGAGUUCAACAAGACCAUCGACCAAAUCCGCCUCCUCCCUAACUUCGAAAACUUCCUUCGUCCCCCGGCACCUGAUGACCUAAUGACCGCUGCUUCUCUCGGACCUGUAGUCAUCAUUAAUAUCAGCCGGUAUCGCUGCGAUGCACUCCUCGUUGAACAGCAGACCAUUCGAUCAUUUCCGCUCCCCAACCUACUUCUGAAAGACAUAGAAAAACAUGCCGAGUUUAUGCAAUCGAUUCGUUCCGCCCAUCGACUAUGUUCCGAUACCCUUCGUCAAAUGUUCCGGAUGCUGGAGUGGCUUUGGGACGCAGCAGUGGGCCCUAUCCUGGAUUCACUAGGGCUCUCGAGUCCUCCAGUAAAUGAGGACGGCGAGUGGCCGCGCAUAUGGUGGAUUCCGACCGGCCAACUAAGUUUGUUACCCUUACAUGCUGCAGGGUACCAUCACCCAGGAUCUACCAAAACCACGCUCGACAGAGUAGUCUCCUCGUAUACCUCAUCUAUCAAAGCCCUCCUCUACGGCCGUCAGAACUCACAAACGAUGACUAAGUUUACACCUGGUAAGACGUUACUUGUAUCAAUGGAUCAAACGCCAAAGCAAUCUGAUCUUCCGUAUGCGGCAGAGGAGGUUAAAAUGUUACAGGGCCUUUUACCCACCCGUUUAACGACCGAAACAAUCAAACUAGAACAACCAAAUAAGCAAGAUGUUCUGGACCACUUGGAAGAUUGUACAAUCUUCCAUUAUGCCGGUCAUGGAGAGUCUAAUUCUCUUGAGCCUGAGAAAAGCUCUCUUCUUAUCAAUGAUUGGCAAACAAACCCAUUAACAGUGGAACACCUCACUGAGCUCAACUUCAGGCAGAAAUCUUCGGCACCUUGGUUGGCUUAUCUCUCAGCCUGCUCAACAAGUGAUAGUAACGCGGAGAAGCUACAUGACGAAUCCAUUAACUUGGUGACCGCAUGUCAGCUGGCUGGUUUCCAACAUGUGGUAGGAUCGCUAUGGGAAAUUUCCGAUAAGCACUCCGUUACUGCGGCAGAAGAGGUAUAUAAGACAAUAGCAGCGGAAGACGGUGGAGUUAUAGACGGAAAGAAAGUUUCUUUGGGUGUGCAUCGGGCCACAAGGCGUCUUCGAGAGCUUACGCGUGGGGUGGCCGGAAAUAGGGCCAUGGCAGAUAGUACAGAGUCUCCUGUCCUCCCGAAAGAGAUAGACGAUGAGGAAUGCGCAGCAGAAUGUGCAGGGCUUAUUCUGGAAUCCUCCAGAGGAAUAGUCGGCGAGGGUAAUGAAUUGAGAACUUCAAGGAAGCUUAGGCCUAGGGGAUAUGAAAAGGUAGAAGAAGUCACGGUGGGGAAUCCACUUAUCUGGGCAGCCUACGUGCACGUUGGGCCAUAG
Messenger RNA from Orbilia oligospora ATCC 24927, 4572 nucleotides. RefSeq lists its product as uncharacterized. The record is from RefSeq and is a predicted model, not a curated record. Bases 1 to 4572 code for a protein of 1523 amino acids. The transcript is spliced from 3 exons. Lineage: Eukaryota; Fungi; Ascomycota; Orbiliomycetes; Orbiliales; Orbiliaceae. Gene Ontology annotation, molecular function: protein binding.